Messenger RNA from Struthio camelus australis, 1890 nucleotides. NCBI's taxonomy places the organism in Eukaryota, Metazoa, Chordata, Aves, Struthioniformes, Struthionidae. The record is from RefSeq and is a predicted model, not a curated record.
AUGAGUUGUGGCUCCAAGCAGACCUCUAAAAGCUGCCUGCGAGGGAGUGGUGGUGGCAGUGCUAGCAGCUGUGGUGGUGGAGGGGGCAGUAAGUAUUCCUCUGUCUCCUCAAGAAGACACACCUCUUCCAGAAGCAGUGGUGGUGGCAGGAUUUCGGGUAGCAGUUGUGGUGGAGGAAGUUCCAGGAGCAGCUAUGGAGGGGGAAUGAGCAGUGGAAUGAGCAGUAGCUGUUAUGGAGGGGGAAUGAGUAGUGGUGGUUACGGAGGUAGAAUGGGCUGUGGCAGUAUGGGAGGAGGCUUCGGAUCAGGUGGAAGUGGGCUUGGUGGUGGUUAUGGAGGAAACUUUGGUGGAGGUGGCGGUGGUUUCAGUGGUGGCGGUUUCAGUGGUGGCAGCUUUAGCAGUGGUGGCUUUGGUGGAGGGAAUAUGGGAUUUCUCUCCAAUGAUGAAAAGCUGACCAUGCAGAACCUCAACAACCGCUUGGCUUCUUAUCUGGAUACGGUCAGAAAUUUAGAAAAGGAAAAUAUUCACCUUGAACAAUUAAUCAGGGAGUGGUACCAGAAGCAAGGUCCUACUGGUACAAAGGACUACAGCCACUAUUAUGGAACAAUUGAAGACCUUCAAAAUCAGCUUGUGACUGCAGCUGUGGAAACUAACAGGAUGCUCUUGGACCUGGACAACACACGGAUGACUGCAGAAGAUUUCAGGAAAAAGUACGAGACGGAGUAUGGUCUCCGGCAGAGCGUGGAGGCUGAUAUUAAUGAGUUGCGACCCUUGUUGGAUAAUCUGACUCUGGGCAGGUCUGACCUGGAAAUGCAAUUUGAGUCCCUAAAGGACGAGCUGAUUGGCCUCAAGAAGAAUCAUGAGGAGGAAAUGAAAUCACUGCAAACACAGUCCAGCGGUGAUGUGAAUGUGGAAGUCAAUGCUGCUCCAGGAGAGGAUCUGCUGAAAGAACUGAAUGAUAUGAGAAAAGAAUAUGAAAGUAUUAUCCAGAAAAACCGUGAAGAGGUUGAAACGUGGUACGAAAGCAAGAUGGAGGAGGUGAGUCAACAAGUCCACUCGAGCAGCCAGGAGUUAGAAUCAAGUAAUCAACAGAUCUCUGCACUGAGACGUGAAUAUCAAAGCCUGGAAAUCGAACUGCAGUCUGAGCUCAGCAUGGUAGACUCUCUCCAGUCUAACUUGGAAGACACAGAGCGCCGCUAUAACAUGCAGCUGCAGCAGAUCCAGGGUAUGAUUGGCCCCUUGGAGGAGGAGCUGGCCAGCAUCCGGUGCGAGAUGGAGAGUCAGAAUGAAGAGUACAAGAUGCUCCUGGGCAUCAAGACCCGCCUGGAACAGGAGAUUGCUCAGUACCGGGCACUGCUUGAGGAAGGACAGCACAAUAUUACCACCUCACAGGGAGGAGCUGGUGGUGGUUCUGCAGGAGGAGGAAGACAUGGAGGAAUUAGCUGCUCUUCUGGAAGAGGAAGUACUGGAGGAGGAAGUAGUUGGUCUUCAGGUGGAAGAAGUAGUGGAGGAAGAUCUAUGGAAGAAAACUAUGGAAGAACUUCCACAGGUGGAGGAGAGAGUGGAGGAGGAAUAAGGGGUGGAGCCAGCGGCAGAAUUUCAGGUGGGGGAGAUGGCAGUGGUGGAGGAGGAGAGGGUAAAUCAUGCCUCUCCCCCUCUUCAUCUUCCCAGUCCCAGUCUGGCUACUCUUGUGAAAGCGAAGGUAAGAAGUGGAAUAAGAGACUCUGCCUGCAAGGGAAUAAAAUACUGGAGAGAGGAGCAACAAUGGAAGAAGUGUCUGAAGCCAUAAAAACUAUGAAGUUGGGGAGUUUUAGAAAGUCUGAGAACUGAUUGGCAAAACCAGCACCUUCCAUUGCAGACAAGGCUUAGCCAGUGAGCCUUUGGACCAAG